Rodentolepis nana is the source of this 873-nucleotide messenger RNA. The record is from the annotation of a GenBank genome assembly. NCBI's taxonomy places the organism in Eukaryota, Metazoa, Platyhelminthes, Cestoda, Cyclophyllidea, Hymenolepididae.
AUGCAGUCUAUGAUACCAAAGCACGAAAUUGGGGCUCUAGACUUCCUUAAAAACAACCCAAAUUAUGAUGGUCGUGGGGUUACAAUUGCAAUCUGGGAUACUGGAAUUGACCCAACUUCUCGCGGCCUUCAAGUCACCUCGGAAGGGAAACCCAAAAUUAUUGAUAUGAUCGAUGCCAGUGGUUCGGGUGAUGUUUCAAUGCUACAUAGUUUUAUAAUAACCGAUGAGGCUCGCAGUUUUUUUACACCUUCUGGAAGAUUCAUAACUAUACCUUCUUCUUGGAAACCAGUGGAUGGGUUGAUAAAAGUUGGGGUUAAACCAGCUUGGGAUAUCUUUCCAGGCCCUGUUGUUGAUCAGUUAAAAACUGACAAAGGGGAUAAAAGGUGGUUUUCCUUACUCCAAAGCUUAUCCAAUCAAAUCCAUGAGGAAUUAAACGUCGAAACACAUUUGCGUAUUCCCUGUGUUAGGGAAGCUCAUAAUAAUGAAGGAACCUACAAAAAUGAACCAACUACGUGCAGUGCGAUUGGUGGCGAGAAUUACAAAACCGAUCAGUCAGAUAGUUCAUCACCGGCUAGCUUUUUCUCUUGCAAUGACGAAAUUGAUAAGGAAGAUUCUUUGAGGGAACCCCCCUUAGAUUCAAGUCGAAUCGAAGAUAUUCCAAAACCUGCAAUUCAGGGCCCCCUGAUAAAUCCUCCUGAAUCCCCCAACUUCUGCAAUUUUCGGGACUGGUUAGCAUCCUUGGAUAAGACUGAGAAAUCGUCAAUUCUAGCGUCAAUGGAAAAGGUUUUAUCGAUGAUAAGUGAUAACUACUAUUUUCCUACGCCUGUUUUCGACUGUUUCGUCUUUAAAGGCGAAGAUGGUGAUUUUGUGUAA